CUUCCCUCUUCCAAGAAGCUUCUCUCUCUAACCCAAAAAAGAAAAAAAGAAAAAAAGAAAAAAAAAAAAAAAAGUCUCCCUCUCUCUCUCCACACAUUUCCAUGUCUCUUGCUUGCAACGAUCUAAUCAAACAACAAACCAAGCCUCCUGGUUAUUAGUCCUCCUCCUAUGCAAGAAGAACAACAAUCAACUUGAUGACGAUGAUUGCUCCUAUUAGUAUUAUUAGAUUAGCCUAGAUCAGACUAAAGGAAAUAACAAAGAAAGAGAGAGAGAGAGAGAGAGAGCGAGCGCUUGGGAAUUGGCGAGCCUAGAGGGUAGGCGAUGAGACCAGUUCAACCCCUACCGGGCGCGGCCGCCAUCAGCAGCGGAGGAGGCAGUGGCAGCAGCAGCGGAGGAAGCAGCGGUGGCAGCAGCAACAGAGGGCUCCGAGCGCGCAGGGGGCAGGACCUAACCCUACCCCUACCGCAGCGAGACGCGUCCCUGGCCGUCCCUCUCCCUCUGCCACCGUCGUCGUCGUCCAACUCCUCCUCCAGCUCUUCAGCCAACUCCGCCCCGUCAUCGAGCCACUCCAACCACAGCAACGCCAUCAACUUCUCGGAGCUGGAUCGAGCCAAUCGCAUCGGCAGCGGCAGCGGCGGUACUGUCUACAAGGUGAUCCACCGCCCCACACGCCGCUUCUACGCGCUCAAGGUCAUCUACGGGAACCACGAGGACUCCGUGCGCCGCCAGAUCCGCACCGAGAUCGAGAUCCUCCGCGACGUGGAUAACCCGAACGUGGUCAAGUGCCACGACAUGUUCGACCACAACGGUGAAAUCCAGGUGCUCCUGGAGUUCAUGGACGGGGGCUCCUUGGAGGGCACCCACAUCCCCCAAGAGCCGCAGCUCUCGGAUCUUGCCCGCCAGAUCCUCUCCGGGCUCGCCUACCUCCACCGCCGCCACAUCGUGCACCGUGACAUCAAGCCGUCCAAUCUCCUCAUCAACACGCGCAAGCAGGUGAAGAUCGCGGACUUUGGCGUGGGGAGGAUUCUGGAACAGACCAUGGACCCCUGCAACUCCGCGGUUGGAACCAUUGCAUACAUGAGCCCCGAGAGGAUCAACACGGAUCUAAACCACGGCCAGUACGAUGGGUACGCGGGGGACAUAUGGAGCUUCGGGGUGAGCAUCCUGGAGUUCUACAUGGGCAAAUUCCCCUUCGCGGUGGGCAGGCAGGGCGACUGGGCCAGCUUGAUGGUCGCCAUUUGUAUGUCGCCGCCGCCGGUGGCACCGCCCACGGCUUCCAGAGAUUUCCGGGACUUCAUCGCCUGCUGUUUGAAGAGGGACCCAGGUCGCCGCUGGACCGCCUCGCAGUUGUUGAGGCAUCCUUUCAUUCUGAACAACGGCCAGCCUCAGAGCCAGGUUCAUCAGAACCUCCAUCAGCUUUUACCUCCUCCACGCCCGCUUUCUUCCUAGUCUUCUUUUUCUUCUUCUUCUAUCUCCUUCCAAUUUUCCUUUUUUCUUUUUCUUCUGUUUAAUUUAUGAAUGAUAAUCAUUUCGUGUAAUUUUGAUAUAUGAUGGGCAAGAUUUGAUUUUUAGGGCGAGGAUUCGGGUUUGUUCCUGGUUUAGGUCAAUCAAUCUCAAUCUUAAUCCCUCUUUGAUAA
Alnus glutinosa is the source of this 1637-nucleotide messenger RNA. RefSeq names its product mitogen-activated protein kinase kinase 5-like. Lineage: Eukaryota; Viridiplantae; Streptophyta; Magnoliopsida; Fagales; Betulaceae. The record is from RefSeq and is a predicted model, not a curated record. Bases 322 to 1449 code for a protein of 375 amino acids. Gene Ontology annotation, biological process: protein phosphorylation. The transcript has a single exon. Gene Ontology annotation, cellular component: cytoplasm. Gene Ontology annotation, molecular function: protein serine/threonine kinase activity; ATP binding.